Molecule: messenger RNA, 1890 nt
Organism: Morchella sextelata
Lineage: Eukaryota; Fungi; Ascomycota; Pezizomycetes; Pezizales; Morchellaceae
Exons: 3
Coding region: 1-1890 (629 amino acids)
Source: RefSeq, a predicted model, not a curated record
AUGGAGUCGAAAAACCGCAAACCCAGCGCCAACGCUCCUGUUCCUGAUACUGCUACUGUUGCUGCUGAUGCUGAUGCUAUUACGGGUGCGGGUACGGGUCUGGGUGCCAAUGCUUCAAAUCGGGUACCUAAAGUAAAGGCAGGGCCCAAGGGUCAGUACCAUCAUAUCAUACCCCGGUUCAUCCUCCGAAAAUUCAUUAUUGAAGGACACAAAAAUCCUGAGGCCAACAGACGAAGGAAAAAUGCUACCCCCGGGCUCUCCGACCCUAUAAACUGCUACCAUGUUCCUAGUGGCAUCUUCUCGGUCUCCUCUAUCGACACCAGCUAUGGUGUUACAGACCUCUACAUCAAUAUCAAGAAUGCUGAUAACGUUUACGAAAUCGAGAAGAAACUCUCUGUUCUCGAAUCCCACGCUGCACAAGCAAUUAGUCUUCUUCUAAAGACUGUUGAGUCUCGUCCACCUGGAGACUUGCCCUCGGGGGAGCCACAAUACUUUAAAAUAAAGCGGAAAUUCCUCAACUACCUAAGGAAGUUCAUGUUUAUCAUGUACUUCCGUAAUGAUGGAUUCAAGGCCCAACAUUUCAACGAAAAACAUCCGGAUAAUUCAGGCGGGGCCGCGUGGAUCCGCGCAUUCAGACAAAAGAAUAAUCUCGAGCCUUCGGAAAUGUGGCUGCAUGUGCUUAAGCACUACCUCGAUACCUCGCACAUCGAUCUGUUUAACCAGGGCCAGAAAGCCAACGAUCAGCUCCACCCCAGCGACAUGGGUCAUGCCCGCCGCGGUAUUAACCCUGAUAUUCAAGAUGCGGAGAUGAUCCAGUACUGGGGCGAAGCAAACAAUUUUUUUCUUGCGGUCUGGGAAGCCGCUGACUGCGAGGAAUUUAUCAUCAGCAAUAAUUCGUUCGGACUAUGGGAGUCGGUGUCCGCGGGGAGUAAAAUAUGCCAGUUUCAUCGGUUCUAUGUCAUUUCCCCCAGAAUUGCAAUUGUUCUAUGUUCAGUUCAGUUACGUCCAGACGUACCACCAGUACCAGAGUUUGAAUUGAUGUAUAGAAAGAGUAUAUUUUGGGGUGCGCCGCAUAGGAGCCCAAGGGUUUCUAAGGAUGGCCAGCUUGUGGGACGCCAGGCGAGAGUAGCCGGGAGUUAUGAGGAGGAUAUUAUGGAAUAUGAGAUUGUGAAGCUCUCAACAAAGUUCACACAUUUUAUCAAUGCAGUGAUCAUGGGGAAUGCUAGAAAGGACACUGGAACAAUCACUUUCCGUACCCCGGCCGCGAUGCUGAGGACACUAGAAGCUUACUCCAGGAAUAUGGAUUAUAAUAACCAGGCCUUAUACCUACCAUUGGUUGAGCAGCUCGUUAAGAUGACCGGGGCCAACAGUUCGACUUUCAGGGUCAUUCCAAAUCCCAACCCCACGAGUAAAACGCGCCCUUUGACAUCACCUAAGGCAGACGACUUGCCCAGCUUCUGGGUGAUUAAUUUAGAAAUACUGGACAGAAUAGAGGCAGAGAAAAAUGACAUACAUUUGGCAGCUUUCAAGACGCCCCUAAAGAAACUGUUUGAGCAGGCUGCGCUCAAGAUUGCGCGGACUCCGCAUGAUGUCAACCCAAAGCCUGCGCGCCUGAAAAGGGAUAUGUCAAAUGAGGACUGCGGCCAUGUCUUUGCGUUGGUGAAGAAAUUCAUAAUGAACUUUUUGGGUUUGGGAAUGUCCCCUGUGUUUCCUGAAUGUACGAUGAUCGCAUUUUUGAGGUGGCUGUUGGCGGAGAGGAGAUUGAUGUUCGAGAUACUGGAGACGAGGCUCCCGUUGGCGGUGAUGCAGUGGGUUUAUGAUGAGCCGGAUAGCGAAAAAAGGGAGGAGGAGUAUAGGAUUCAAAGGGCCAAGAUGUUCCAGAAAAAUUGA